AUGGUGUUUAUUGCUAAACUUUUCGUUUUGGCAUUAACUGCUGCUGCCACGCCUAUCCUUCGCCGCGAUGCUGUUACGGUUGAGAACGAUAUAACGCAAAAAAUCGGCCCGCAAGUCCAAGCCCUUGACAACGACGUUAAAGGUUUCCCCGCUAGUGGUUUAACAGGAGUACUUGCAAUUGAUAACGAUUGCAACGCUCUCGUUACUGUUGUAAAUGAUGCGACUAGCGAUAUCCACAACGCCGGCUCCUUUAGCGAGUCAGAUGGAACCUCUGUUCUUCAGGCCGCCAGUAACCUAAUCUCUAUAUUUUUGGGUACAUUGUCUGCUAUUACGAAUCAAGCAGCUGCUUGGGAAGGUUUUCCGGGGGACAAGCUCUAG
This is a messenger RNA of Penicillium subrubescens, 378 nucleotides long. RefSeq names its product cell wall mannoprotein 1 family protein. Bases 1 to 378 code for a protein of 125 amino acids. Lineage: Eukaryota; Fungi; Ascomycota; Eurotiomycetes; Eurotiales; Aspergillaceae. The record is from RefSeq and is a predicted model, not a curated record. The transcript has a single exon.